AUGGAGGUAGAAGCAGAAGGAAAAUAUGAUAAUAAUAAAGGGAAUGACAAUUGCACCAGUCUGGAAGAAGAAAUAGAAGAUCUGAUUUACUACGUAAGAACAGGCGAUAUUGAAGAGGUAAAGAAAAUACUUGAACAUGCAAAUAUAAAUACAGUUAACGACGCAAAGGAUGAAAAUAAUAACAGCUUAUUACAUUUUGCAUGUGCAAAUAAUAAUGUGGAUAUGAUUCAUUUUCUACUUUACCAGUGUGCAAUUGGGUAUAACCAACUUAACACAAGCGGAAAUAGCCCACUCCUGUGGGCCAUACAGAACAAGCAUUAUGAAGCUGUAAAGGAAAUACUACUGUUCGACUACAUUUUAAAUAGCACAGAAUACGCAACUAUGGAAAAAAAAACAAACGAAUUGUAUGAACACAUGAAGAAGGACUUUAUUCUAGGCCCUCCUUUGAAGGAAAACUACCAGUUGAGUGCCAUCGUCAAAAAAAAAAUAAACUCCCUCAAUUUUUUUAGCUCCAUUUUUUCCCACUCUGCUGCUAAUGACACCACAAAUGAAGCACACAAUGUUAAUGGCUGUGAUAUCAACACAGGAAACGCGAUUGGAAAGGUGCAUGACCAUGAUGGCAAUACCCCGAGAAAUCAAGCAGAAACGGAACCAAACCAAAUUCGCCUGUACAAGGAAGCCAACAAAAUCGACUUGCUGAAGAAAAACAUAUUUAAUAAAAAUAUCCUAUCCGAGGCAUUCAACAUUCAGGAUGAAAAUAUAUUACACCUGAUACUGAGCCAUCCCAUAUCGAGUGUUUUGGAUGAGCAGGAGUCUCUUUACACUGAUCAAAAUAGGAAGUACAAUGACCCAUCCAGAAUCGAUGCAGCAAGUGGUGUGGAAGGCAGAGUGAUCGGCGGAGUGAGAACUGGGCUGGGGGGAGAUCAAAACGAUCCAGGAAAUCUAGCUAACCCUGGAAAUCUAGCAAACCCAGGAAAUCUAGCUAACCCAGGAAAUCUAGCAAACCCUGGAAAUCUAGCAAACCCUGGAAAUCUAGCAAACCCAGGAAAUCUAGCCAAUCUGGGGGGCCUAGGAGGAGACAGCAGUAUCAGCCGAGGAAGCGGAGGGAGUAGUGACAGCAGCGCCUGCAGCGAUUAUGAUGUGUACAGUGCAAGUGCACAAAUUCCGAUGAACAACAUCAGACAUAGAGAUCCAGUGUCAGAGAGUAGGAAUGAGUAUGGGGAAAUCAAACAUGUAGUAAAUAAUAACAACAAUGGAUUAUUCACAACAGAUUUAGGGGAAGCAAAAAUAGUUCAAGAAUAUACAUACGAAUUGAUAAUUAACGAUAAAUUAAAGGGAAAAAAUGUGAAAAAUGAAGAAGAAAUCAUUAUACGGAUAAGAGAAAUAGGUUUAAAUUAUUUUGGGAAUCCAUUUGGAAAUAGUAUAUCAACAGAUGUACAAUUACAUAAUGAUGUUACAGGGAUUAACAUAUGGGAGUGCUGUCUCAUAAUAAGUAAAUGGAUCUCAGACUUGUGUAUGCAAAAUAAUACCCUUUUUAGCAACAAGACUAUUUUAGAGAUAGGUGCAGGAAGUGGACUUGCCAGCAUUUCACUUUUUCUACAUGCAAACAUACUUCUCAGGGGAAUUGAUAAGGGUCCUAAAAAUUUAAUAAUCAGUGAUAUUAACCCAUUCACGCUAAGUAACAUUUCACAUAAUGUACUGAUUAAUCAAAAAUUAUUUUGUUAUCUAGAUUCUGAUUGGAGAAAUAAAAUAAAAAUAUGUAAUAUCGAUUGGACUAAUGAAAAUACUUACUUAAGAGAAAACGAUCAAAUUGUUACAUAUGACUACAUUAUUGGAAGUGAUUUAAUAUACGAUAAAAAAAUAGUACCUUCACUUAUUUAUUUAAUUAACUUAACCUUAAAAAAAAACGGUAUUUUUCUUUAUGUGUGCAAAAAAAACAGAGAUGGGGUUCAGCAAUUCUUUGAUCAAUUAAGAAAUAACAAUUUCGAUUUACACUUCCUAACACCUCCAAGUCAUUAUUUUACCAAUCCAUUUCUUAACGUAGAUACCGAAUUAUAUGAGGCAAAAUUUUCAGAAUUUUCCGAUGUCUCCAAUUUUGUUAUGGUGCACUGUGAAAAGCGUUGA
Messenger RNA from Plasmodium gonderi, 2124 nucleotides. Its product is annotated as methyltransferase. The coding region runs from base 1 to 2124 and encodes 707 amino acids. NCBI's taxonomy places the organism in Eukaryota, Apicomplexa, Aconoidasida, Haemosporida, Plasmodiidae. Gene Ontology annotation, cellular component: cytoplasm; nucleus. The record is from RefSeq and is a predicted model, not a curated record. Gene Ontology annotation, molecular function: protein binding. The transcript has a single exon.